GUUGAACUUUUUUUUUUUUUUCGUUUUGCAGAUAUAUUUAGAUAAUGAUCAAGAGUCUCGUUUUCACUGCCAUUCUGGUGUUAGUGGUACAACACGCUGUUCGGAUCUGGUUUUUCUUGGAUUACCACAAAACUGAGGGGAUAAUCCACCACCGACCCGGACCUUGUUUACAACUGGACGGCGCAGAUGGCGGUUCUGAAGAUCUCACAGUGUUAGACAAUGGAUUGACCUUCAUAUCCUCGGGAUAUUUUUCUUGGACUCGAGGCAGAAUUCUUCUUUUUGACUUAGCCAAAACCAAAUCCGAGGUCAAAGAGUUGCAUAUUAUCAGUUCCAGUCUGAAUCAAUCGGAUUUAUCUUUUCAUGGACUAUCUGCAUGGCAUGACAGUAAAACUGGGGAGACCACUGUUAUGGUAGUAAAUCAUGCCGGUUCGGAAGAUCAAGUGGAAGUGUUCACGUUCCAGAAGGACUCCAGCUCGCUGCUUCACGUCGAAACAAUUAUUUGCCCGAAACUAAAAUUUAUGAACGAUCUGGUGAUGACAAGCAGCAGGACCUUCUACAUUACCAAGUUCAGCGCACUGAGAGAAAACUAUUUCCUGGAAGGGCUACUGUUGCUUAAAUUCGGCGAAAUUCUAUACUAUGACGGCAGUGACUUUCGAAACGUAGCACAGGGCCUGCAUAUGCCAAAUGGCAUCAAUACAUCACCCGACAAGAGGUAUCUGUACGUCUCAGAAUUCGGAGGGAAGCAGUUAAAAUCAUAUAGUAUUGUUGGCAUGGAACUAGAACCUGUGGAGGAUUUGUAUCUGGACACUCAUGUGGACAACAUAGAGGUAGAACCAACAUCUGGUAAUUUGUGGGUGGGUUGUCAUCCCAGCUUACAUCGACUGGCCUCGGCAUCAGGCGACGUCGGUUCUCUUUCACCUUCACAGAUCCUAAUGGUGAGGACGACGGAUGGAAAGUUUAAGGAGACAGUGGAUGUGUACUCGAACUCCGGAUCUGAAUUGAAAGCAUCUACUGUGGCCUCUGUCUAUAAGGGGAAAAUGAUAGCAGGUACUCUUGGGUCGCAGCUAAUUGUGUGUGAUCUUCAAACCGCAGAGUGAUGUAUAAAUGAAGAAUAUUUCCUAAUUAUUUUUUUUUUUUUUGAUCUUUGACAAUACAUAUUGUUUCUUCAACGCAUUUUGUUCGUCAUGGUCACAUUUUUGUGAAUAACAUCUACAUACAGUUCCAUUAAAGUUAAAUUUACACACUGUAUGUCAUACAGAUAUGAUAUGAUCAGCUGUUUAACUGUAAAAUAUUGAUAUUUUUGUGGUUUUUAUUUAAUCACUAUCCAUAUUUUAAUUAGCAAUUGACCACAUCUUUAAAAUUUAUUUGUAAAAUGUCGCGACAAACAUGCGUUCACAUCUAAAAUGAUGAAUUUCUCGGUAUCUGAACAACCUCAUAUGUUUGAUCGUUACGCGGUAAAGUAUCAGAGCAUCGCAUUGUACAAUUGCCAUAUAUACUGUAUAGUCGGUAAAUUUUGUGGGGCUGAUAUUUCGCGGUUGUCCCAGUCGGAAGUAGUUCGCAAAUAUUUGAAACCGCACAACAACACUUUUCAAUAUUCUACAUUUCUCUAAAUUUGUUAAUAUAUACUUAUAUUCGUUGUGCAUUUAUUUUUGCGCUAUAUGUCAUGACCGCGAAUAUAGCAAAAUUAAAUCACCUAAAAAAGUUACCAAGUAUACAGCAUAAAAGAGAUAACCAUGUGCUUCAUUCUAAAAUCAUCAAAUAUCUUUGUUAGUUGAUAAA
Molecule: messenger RNA, 1779 nt
Organism: Pecten maximus
Lineage: Eukaryota; Metazoa; Mollusca; Bivalvia; Pectinida; Pectinidae
Product: serum paraoxonase/arylesterase 1-like
Exons: 9
Coding region: 45-1097 (350 amino acids)
Molecular function (GO): arylesterase activity
Source: RefSeq, a predicted model, not a curated record